This is a messenger RNA of Nomia melanderi (Alkali bee), 1926 nucleotides long. Its product is annotated as PI-PLC X domain-containing protein 3. Lineage: Eukaryota; Metazoa; Arthropoda; Insecta; Hymenoptera; Halictidae. Gene Ontology annotation, molecular function: phosphoric diester hydrolase activity. Gene Ontology annotation, biological process: lipid metabolic process. The record is from RefSeq and is a predicted model, not a curated record.
CCCUAUUUAAUUCACUCUUGGUAUAUCCGGUUCAUCUUCUUCGACAUACGAUGUUAAUGACUUCGGUUCUUAAUGUUACUAUUUCAGUAAAUUGUAAAGAUGCCAAUAUUGUGGAAAAAGGAAAUAGGGACACUCUAUAAUUGUAUGGCCAUGAGGUUAGAUUCUCUGCAUCUGUACCACUUAGUUGUUCCCUAUAGGAAGAAGGUGCAAGGUGAUUGCUAUGACAUCACCGUGGGAACGUUGAUUCGGAAAAGCGUUAUAAAGCAUGGAGAUGAUCGACACGCAAGUCAUUCGAUGUAGGUAACGUACACCCACGUCGUUACCCUACAAUUUACAUCGUCAGUUUUCGGAUAUACAUAAAUUCUUGUAUAAAUUCAUUACGGUGACAAUAAUCAAAUAUUUAAAAUCAUGGAAAUUAAAAGUGGUUUUUCACAAAAUACUGACACAAAAGAAAUUUCUUCAAACGGAGAACUAGAGUAUUGGAUGACUCGACUUCCAGAUGCUAUAAAAAAUAUACCUAUAAUACAGUUGGCAAUACCCGGUUCUCAUAAUACAAUGACUUACACUAUAAAUCGUCGUAAUGAAGUGGGGCCGGACGAGCCAAACUACAUUAGAACUCUCGGCCGUUACUGCUCACCUGUUUCAAAACCCAUUAUAUUUAAUUGGUCUAUUACGCAACAUGACAGUGUGAAGGAUCAGCUGAAUGGAGGAAUUCGGUACUUAGAUUUUCGUGUCGCAACGAAACCAACGAACAGAAAUAUUUAUUUUGUACAUGGCUUAUAUGGUUCAGAAAUAUAUCAACCACUACAGGAAAUUGCGGAAUGGCUGUCUUCUCAUAGUAACGAAAUUUUAAUCGUAGAUUUUCAACACUUUUAUUUGUUCAAAGAAACGGAUCAUCAACAUCUUGUAGACAUGAUUUUUCGAGUAUUUCAGAAAAAAUUGUGCCCCAUAUUUUCCAGUUUUGAUCACAUAACGCUUAACUGGCUUAAUUUAAAAAGAUACCAAGUGAUCGUUAUUUAUAGAAAUAUUUUCGCGCAAAAUUAUUCGAAUUUAUGGCCUAGUGGAUUAUGGCGUACACCUUGGCCUAACACCACUCGUGUCGAUGAACUUCUAGAUUUCUUAGAUAUAGAACUGCAAGCAAGACCACUAGAAAUUGGCUUUGUAUCACAAUGUGUUUUAACACCAGACGUCUCAUAUGUAUUAAAACAUAUAUGUGGAACGUUGCAGAGAAGUUUAGUGCUAUUAAGUCAAAAAACGAUUUUAUCUUGGUUAAGUCAGAAACGCUCCGGUCAAGGUGGAUUGAAUAUUGUUAUUGCCGACUUUGUAUCAGAUAAUAAUUAUUUAUUCUGCAAGACAGUUAUUGCAAACAAUAAGAAAAUGUUUCAUUUGUAAUAUUCUGUAUGAAAUAGUAUAUUAUGUCUGCAUCUAUACAGUGUAAUUAGAAUAGUACUAUCUUGAGUAUUUCCAAAACUUCAGAGUUAAAGAAAAAUUUGUACAGUAAAGAUCAUACCAUGACAGUUGUAGUAAAUAUAAUAAUCAAUAAUCUAAAAAGUAAUGUAUAUAUCUAAAUUAAUUACUACAAGAUUAUAAAACUGUAUUACCAAUGAUAAUUAUUAUGUCUAAAGAUUUUCUUGUUGUGUGUAAGAUGUAAGAUAUUUUAACUCUUUCUGUAAUUGGAAAUUACCCAUAAAUAAUUAUAAGAAUAUACCAUUCUAUUUGAAAAAAUGGAAGGUAAUUUGUACAUAUACAACAUUUUUUCAUUUAUAAAGAAAAAUUGUCAAUAUCAUGUGAUACACACUAUCAAGAGAUUAUAAGAAUAAUAUAUUAUUGUUCAACAAUCUUUUUCCUAGCUUCAAUGGUUAGAUGUUAGAGAUCAUUGUUCUCAUUGAUUUAUAUUGUUUAUAUUUUAAUAUAUUUUGGUUGUGA